AUGACCUCAUUGUCCGAUCUCAAGCACCUCAAACGGCUAUACUAUCUGGCUACCAACAAGUUCCUGCUCAUGGCCACCACCAUAACACUAGCAGCCGCCGUCCUCCUACAAGCCGCACAACGGAUUGCCCCUAUAGACGAGCUUCUUUCCCAACUGCGUGAUCUCCAACCCAUCAACCUACUCUUGGCUGCCAUUCUUCCGACCGCCAUGCUUAGAAUCUACUCCUACCUCAUACGUCAUCCUAGAAAUGUGUACCUUGUCGAUUACGCUUGCUUCAGAACAAGCUACAAGUAUCGAGCCCCAAAGGCCACCUUCCUCGAGCAUGCACACAUCUCACCAUUCUUUGGCGAAUCUACCACUAAAUUCAUAGAACGUGUGAUUGAGCGCUCUGGCAUGGGUGAAGACACAUUGGUGCCACCUGCACUUUACUAUGUCGAGCCAGACUGUUCUCUAGAUGAAGGUCGCAGUGAGGCGGAGAUGGUCAUCUUCUCGACGAUCGAUGACCUAUUGGCCAAGACGUGCAUCGCCCUUGAUGUGAUCCACGUCCUAAUCACCAACUGCAGCCUGUUUUGCCCAGUGCCAUCCAUCGCCGACCGGAUCGUCAACGGGUAUGCGCUGCGAGACGACAUCCGCGUGAUCAACCUCUCCGGAAUGGGGUGCAGUGCAGGGGUGACCGCGGUGGGGCUCGCAAAGAACAUGCUGCAGAUCAUUCCUUCGGGAUCACAUGUGUUGGUGGUGUCCACGGAGACCCUUGGUCCGCAAUACUACAAGGGGAAUGUGCGUUCCAUGCACUUGGGAAACAUUUUGUUCCGUGUGGGUGGCAGCGCCAUGCUGUUAUCGACUUGUAAGCACAAGGCCCGGUUCAAGCUUGCACACGUCGAGCGGACGCUCGUCGGUGCAGAUGACGCUGCUUACCGGUGCGUUUACCAAGAGGAUGAUCCUGAGGGAAACAUAGGGCUCACUCUAUCAAAAGACCUCAUGGCCAUCGCCGGAGAAACGCUCAAGGCCAACAUGACCGCAAUCGGACCGCUCGUCCUACCAACCUCAGAGUUGAUCAAAUAUCUAUUUUCCAUGGCAAGAAAGGUGCUCCACCGGAGGAAGAUCAGGCCAUACAUCCCUGACUUCCGAAUGGCGUUUGAGCACUUCUGCAUCCAUGUUGGUGGACCAGCGGUGAUCGACUCCGUACAGCUUGGCCUCAGUCUAUCAGACGAGCAUGUUGAACCAUCGCGUAUGACGCUGCAUCGGUUUGGGAACCAAUCAAGUGCAUCCGUGUGGUACCAGUUGGCCUACAUCGAAGAUAAGGGCCGAAUGCGGAAGGGUGAUAGGGUGUGGAUGAUCGGGUUCGGAGCCGGGUACAAGUGCAACACCGCCGUGUGGGUGUGCAUCCAACCAUCCCCCAAUGCCAAUGGAUCAUGGGCUAGCUGCAUCCAUCGUUACCCAGUGGAUGUCUCCAAAGAAGGUGGUUCAGCUUAG
Molecule: messenger RNA, 1473 nt
Organism: Triticum turgidum subsp. durum (durum wheat)
Lineage: Eukaryota; Viridiplantae; Streptophyta; Magnoliopsida; Poales; Poaceae
Source: the annotation of a GenBank genome assembly